AUGGCCACGAUCGCUCAGCUCGCUCGCCCCUCCAUCCGCCACUUUUCAGCCCACCGCCCGCGCCCUGAUUCUCGCAUCGCACGUGCCAUCAGCCUGGGCUGCAUUGUAUCGGGCGUAGUGUUGCCAUUUGUGCCACCCGCCCUUGAGAGUUCCCGCCAGCGAAACUCAGGUCUUACUUCUGUGGGAAAGAACCCCCCACUUUGCUUCCACGCCCGGUAG
Penicillium nucicola is the source of this 219-nucleotide messenger RNA. RefSeq lists its product as uncharacterized. Lineage: Eukaryota; Fungi; Ascomycota; Eurotiomycetes; Eurotiales; Aspergillaceae. The transcript has 2 exons. The record is from RefSeq and is a predicted model, not a curated record. The coding region runs from base 1 to 219 and encodes 72 amino acids.